UGUGUUGUGCAUCCCAAUUUAACAAUUUUUAAUCUUAUGUGGUGAUAUAAAGUUACUUUAAAUCAUGGCGACGGGUGCACGCACCGCUGUGUCGCAAAUAUUGCGCAACAAAGACGAUGUUGGUGAAGAGGAAGAUGAACCAAAGAAGAAGUCCAGGGAAGACUGGAGAAAGGCUAAAGAGCUUGAAGAAGCUCGUAAAGCUGGUACAGCACCUGCUGCUGUUGACGAAACUGGCAAGGACAUAAACCCCCACAUUCCGCAGUACAUAUCGUCUGCACCAUGGUAUUAUGGAACUGCUGGGCCUACCCUCAAGCAUCAGAGGCCACAGGAGGACAGAGAGGCUCACUUUACUAAGCUUGAUACCUACUACCAUAAGGGAGUUGAUACUACAAAAGUAGCAACAAAGUAUAGAAAAGGAGCAUGUGAGAACUGUGGAGCUAUGACACACAAGAAGAAAGAUUGCUUGGACAGGCCUAGAAAGAUAGGUGCAAGAUUCACUAACGCAGGUAUCGCAGCGGAUGAGUUUGCGCAGCCCAAUCUAAACCUCAGCUAUGAUGGCAAGAGGGACAGGUGGAAUGGUUACGAUCCUCUCCAGCAUAAGGCUAUCAUUGAGGAGUAUCAGAAAGUUGAGGAUGCUAAGAGAGAGCUUAGGGCUAAGAAAUUGGAACAAGAUCCCACAGCCACAGAGGAUGAUGACAAUGCUGAGGAAGAUGAGGACAAAUAUGUAGACGAAGUUGACAUGCCUGGUACUAAGGUAGACUCGAAGCAGCGCAUCACAGUGCGUAACUUACGUAUCAGAGAGGACACGGCGAAGUACCUGAGGAACUUGGACCCUAACUCUGCCUACUACGAUCCCAAGACUCGUUCUAUGAGAGACAAUCCUAAUCCCGUGGCUGUAGAAUCAGACUACCAAGGCGAGAACUUCGUCCGGUUCAGCGGCGACACGGCGGUGCACGCGGCGGCGCAGCUGUUCGCGUGGGAGGCGCAGGCGCGCGGCCUGGACGUGCACCUGCUGGCCGAGCCCACCAAGCUGCAGCUGCUGCAGCGACAGUACCAUGAUAAGAAGGACCACUUCAAGACGCAGGUGAAACAGUCAAUCUUAGAGAAGUAUGGAGGCGAGGAGCAUUUGGCCGCACCACCUAAGGAAUUGCUGAUGGCUCAGACAGAAGUGUUCACUCGGUACAACAGAGACGGAACAUUAGUGCAGGGACCUGAGAAACAGCUCGCUAAGAGUAAAUACGAAGAGGAUGUGCUGAUAAACAAUCACACGUCUGUGUGGGGGUCGUACUGGCGCGACGGACAGUGGGGGUACAAGUGUUGCCACUCUUUUAUAAAGAUGUCAUACUGCGUUGGUGAAGCAGGAAAGUCUGUGGUUCUAGAAGUUUCUGAAGACAAAGCUGCGACUUCACAAGAACACACAGAUAAGAAAGAGAAUGCUGAAAAAGAAAAGUCAGACAAAUCAUCAUCAUCGUCAGAAUCAAGUUCAGACAGCAGUUCGUCAGAAUCGGAGCAGGAAAUCAGAUCGAAGACAGAAAAGACCAGUAAGAAGAAGAAGAAUAAAAAGAAAGCUAAAAAGAAGAAGAAGAAGGAACUCAAGAAAGAAAAGCGAGAGGAAGAUAAGCUGAAAAAGGCUUUGGAACUGGAAGAAAGGUCACAGAAACGUGCUGAAUACCUCCUGUCAGUGGACGAGAGGAAACGCCCUUACAACAGCAUGUUCGAAGUAAAGGCGCCCACGGAAGACGAACUCGAAGCGUAUAAGAUGAAGAAGAGGCGGGAAGAAGACCCUAUGAGCCAGUUUCUAUGAUCUAUGUAAAUAAGGCAAUAAAUUAUAAAUUAACCUAAAAAAA
This is a messenger RNA of Helicoverpa zea (corn earworm), 1847 nucleotides long. RefSeq names its product pre-mRNA-splicing factor Slu7 (gene Slu7). Bases 65 to 1804 code for a protein of 579 amino acids. NCBI's taxonomy places the organism in Eukaryota, Metazoa, Arthropoda, Insecta, Lepidoptera, Noctuidae. Gene Ontology annotation, cellular component: spliceosomal complex. Gene Ontology annotation, molecular function: pre-mRNA 3'-splice site binding. Gene Ontology annotation, biological process: mRNA splicing, via spliceosome. The record is from RefSeq and is a predicted model, not a curated record. The transcript has 12 exons.